GUGACACAAUGAUUUUUUAAUUUCUCACUCAAUUGAUGAUGCGCUAGUUUUUUUCUUUUCCCUGCGCUAUAAAUGAUCCCAAAAUGUUACACAGUGCGUGGAUUUAGAGCUCCUGUUACCAGCUGUCCUUCUUUGCAGUCUGAUUGCGCCAGUGCUGGCACACACAAGCGCUCUUGUUUUUGUGGUGUAUGAAGAACUUCUGGCGGCGUGCUUUAGUAGAGCCGGUCUGCAUUGCGUCGAAACCCUCCAACUCCUCCUCCUCCUCCUCCUGCUCUUUCUCCUGCUGUCCUCCCUCCCUCCACCCCUUCCCUCUCUCCUUUUUUUUUUUUUACCCCCCCUCACCUCCCCUGCACUUGCAUGUAAAAAAUGCACAGCAAAACUUGCUUGACAUUGUGGAGAAAACAUUUGGACCAUCGCUACUGCUGCUGCUGCUGCUGCUGCUGCACUCUCAACUCUCCAUUUUGAUGCUUUUAUUCUUGCUCUCCGAGCCGAGCUGAAACACAUUCUUGCCCGUCAUCAUCAUCAUCAUCAUCAUCAUCAAAAAAAAGAAAAGGCAGCAGAUUCCCGCUGAUGCAGUGAUGUCUGGAAAUGCCAAGGGUUCGCUUAUUGCCCCUUACUGUAUCUCCCCCCCUGAAUUGCAGCGCAAGAUUUUCUCCUGCGGUAUACUGUAAGCUGCUCACGCCACUGUGCCGCCGCGCAGGCAACUACCGACGCUUUGUCUUCUCCAUCUCACGCAUCUUUCAUCAUUAGACUCACCUGAUUUUCAUCCUGUUUUGUCUCAUCAUCAUAAGACCUAUUUGAGGACACUCUUUGGGAUGGCGAUGAGCACACUGAAGCUCUAGGGGUCUUUUUUUUUUUUUGUGGGGGGGUAGGUGCAAUGUAAAGUUGCCACAUGACACUCACUGGUGCCCUGCCGUUGGAUGAUUUUACUCGAGGAUAAGACGCAUUCAAGACCUUUGAAGAUCAACCCACGAGGCAGCAGUAACAACAGCAGCAGAUGCAUCGGAGAGCAGCAAUGGUCAAGUCAGCGAGAACCGCAGUGGAGCCGCACUGAGGCAAAGCAGCCAACCAGCCCCUCUCGUAUCAGGGGACGUCUCCAAGAAUUUAAGGGGUGUGGGAAGCUGAGGAGUGGAAAAAUUUACCUCCCGAACCUGAAUGCCUGCUCAGUCAGAUUAACCAACAUCCCAACACAUCUCCUCCUCCUCCUCCUUCCAAAAUGACCGUGGUAGCAGGAGAUAACAUGGACGAGACCUCGGCUGUCCCUGGCCACCCUCAGGACACCUACCCCCCAGACCACAAUGACCACGAAUGCUGCGAGAGGGUGGUCAUCAACAUAGCCGGUCUCCGGUUUGAGACACAGUUGAAAACUCUCUCCCAGUUUCCAGAAACGUUGCUGGGCAACCCCAAAAAGCGGAUGCGGUACUUUGACCCUCUGAGAAACGAGUACUUCUUCGACAGAAACCGCCCCAGCUUCGACGCCAUCCUCUAUUACUACCAGUCUGGGGGUCGUCUGAGAAGACCAGUGAAUGUCCCGUUGGAUAUGUUCUCAGAAGAAAUCAAAUUUUAUGAGCUGGGAGUGGACGCGAUGGAGAAGUUUCGCGAGGAUGAGGGUUUCAUCAGGGAGGAAGAGCGUCCUUUACCUGAGAAGGAGUUCCAGCGUCAGAUUUGGCUCCUCUUCGAGCACCCAGAAAGCUCAGGCACUGCGAGAGGGAUUGCCAUAGUGUCUGUGAUGGUAAUCCUGAUUUCAAUAGUCAUAUUUUGUUUAGAGACUUUACCACAGCUGAAAGAAGACCCAGCAGGUCGAAUAGUGAGAGUUGGGAACACUACUAUUUAUUACAAGCCAAAUAUCCUCACUGACCCCUUCUUCGUCAUUGAGACACUCUGUAUAAUCUGGUUCUCCUUUGAGUUGAUAGUACGCUUUAUGGCUUGCCCAAGCAAACCGGCCUUCUUCAAGAACAUGAUGAACAUGAUCGACAUAGUGGCUAUCAUCCCCUACUUUAUUACACUCGGCACUGAGCUGGCUGAAGACCCAGAAAACGAGGGAGUCGGGGAGCAGGCAACAUCUCUGGCCAUACUCAGGGUGAUCCGUCUGGUCAGGGUGUUUCGGAUUUUCAAGCUGUCACGACACUCCAAAGGACUGCAGAUUUUGGGGCAAACCCUCAAGGCCAGCAUGCGAGAGCUCGGAUUGCUGAUCUUCUUUCUGUUCAUUGGAGUCAUCUUGUUCUCCAGCGCUGUGUACUUUGCCGAGGCAGAGGAGCAAGGAUCCUACUUUAGCAGCAUCCCGGAUGCAUUUUGGUGGGCUGUUGUGUCUAUGACAACUGUGGGCUAUGGGGACAUGGUCCCAGUCACUAUAGGAGGCAAGAUUGUGGGAUCUCUGUGUGCCAUCGCCGGAGUGUUAACAAUUGCGCUCCCAGUGCCUGUCAUUGUGUCCAACUUCAACUACUUCUACCACAGGGAGACCGAGGGAGAAGAGCAGGCCCAGCUGCUCAACGUCAGCAAUCCCAACAUCCCCUCUGAAACCAACUCCAGCCGCCGUAGUUCAUCCACCGUCAGCAAGUCAGAGUACAUGGAGAUUGAUGGAGACAUAAACAAUAGCAUCGACAACUUUAGGGAGGCAAACCUCAGAACUGGCAAUUGCACUAUAGCCAACCAAAACUGUGUAAAUAAAAGCAAGCUGCUUACAGAUGUUUAGGCACUAGUUAGGAACUUUGGGAUCUCUAUGGGACUCUCACAUGUGGAGUAGACCAUCAGUAAGGAAUGCUUCAUUUACCUCCCCAAAGCACUCUGGCAUUAGGCCUACAACUAUGCUCAGCUAUAUAGAAAGGAAACAGAAAAAACAAAGCUCUUAGAGUAUAUGACAGGUAGAUAGAAUAAUUAAUUCUUCUGAUCCUACAAAUAUAUAGGUACAUCAAAAAGAAAACAUCAAUUAUUACGCAUAUACAUGGCUCCCUGGAGGACGCAGAGCACACACUGUCUUAUCAGAUGACGGCGUGAUAAUUAAAAUCUUAUGCAUGGAGUACAGAUAACAUUUCAGCAAGUUGCACAAUGCACCAGAAAAGUCUGCAGAGACAUGCAAGCAUCUGCAGCCAAGUGGUAAGCGCCAAGAAAUUAGUUAGGUGACCCCCUCGCUCCUUCCGUCCUCCUCCUCCUCCUGCUCCCUCCUCCUUUUCUCUCCUCCUCUCUCCUCCUCCUCUCUCUACAAAGGAUCUACUAUUCAGCAAAGCACCUUAUAGGAGGAAGACUGAUCUCUCUUGUUUGGAUGUAAACAGAUGGUGAUCUACACGCUUCACGGACAUCCGCAAUGCUGCUGUUUUCCAGCAGAUGCUGUAAUUGUGAUAUCACCAAGUGAUUCAAUGCCAUGCCCUUUAGAUGCAACACAGCACAAUGAUAAAGUGAGCUUCACACGAGCAUGAUUAGAGACUUUCCAUUUUGAUAUCGGCAUGCAUGAGACAUAUCUCACAUAAUGGAAAGGAUGUUCUUUUGGAUACCUGCCUCCAUCCACCCCCUUCUCAUCUGUUUUCAUACUUGAGUGCACUGGAUGAGUUUUUAAUUUGAAAUGCUAAUCAUUUAGAAGCAUAGAAUUGAAUGUUAAAUCUUAAGGGAACAGUACAUAAAUGAGAUCAUAGCAUGAAAAAAGUAACCUGCAUUAUGGUCUAUCGACUAAGGUACUUUUGUAUCCUGGUAUAUUUAAUGCAUGACAUGAGUAUACAGCUUGUUGCAAUUCAGGCACUCUGCAGUGCCCUAUUGUCAGGGAAACUAAGGAAAUCAAAUUCUGGAUGUUUCUGAAUUGCGAUCAAAUAUAUCCAAACCCAUCUUGAGGAUGCAGAGUUUCUAAUUUAAAAAGUAGUCAAAGAAACUGAAUAAAUAUUAUCAAAAAUGCAUAUAAGCAUAAUAAGCACCAAUUACAGUAUUACGUCAAUAGUGCAGUGCAUGGACCUUCUUUGAACAAGAAAUGUUAACAUAUCAUUAGUCAUGCUUCCAUUUCCACGUCAAAUUUAAGUACAUAUUGGUUUGGAAAUCACUAAAAAGAAAAGAGGAUCAAUACCAAAUUUCACUUCAUGUUACAGAGAAUUAUUCUGACAUUAGUUGCUAGUGCCUUUAUCCCUCCCACCAACAGGACCAGUGAAAGUGCCUCUGUGUACAAUGGGAUUUGUGAGGUGGAGCAGAGCUGGUUUACCUUCUGUUCUCGUGUUGAUACACUGUUGGUUAUGAUGUUAAUGAUGCCAGAUGAGCAAGGUUUGAAACAGCAGGUGAUUGUGGUCAAAAAAACAAAAAACAUGAAAAAGAUGAUCCAUGGCUGUUAAUGCACAACCCGAUUUUCAUGCUGUCACGCACUUAAUUAUGCCCUUAAGCAGCAAUGUAUUGUACUCUGCAUGUUUACCAAUCCAAUUCAAAAGGGAAUAUCCAUAGGUUUUAACCAUAUUUUAUUUAUUUAGUUUGUGUUCAUGCACCAUGCAUCCUUUUUCAGGGUCUCUACCUCAGUGAGGUCAUUGCAAACUUGCUGCAGAGCUGCAAGCUUCAAUGCAGGGCUUCCUAUACCAUAAUGCAAAAUGGAACCUUAAGUGUAAACUGCAGUCAUGCAACAUUGAAUGUGAGAGUCCCAAAGCAUAGCCUUUACACAAGCACUUAGGGCAAAUAGUAUACCACAAUCCCGCUGCUUUGUUUUUUGUUUUUUCCACUUAAAGCUGCGCACAAUCAGAAUAUUCAUUUGUUUUUGAGAGUUUGCAGAGAUUGCUUGACUCUCCUAACGGGAUGAGAUUGACUGUUUUCUAUGUCGGUUUCUUUGAAACGACGGUAAAGUUACUGUUGUGUCACAGAAACGCACCCGAAUGUGUUUCGACACACACAUGUAUAAGACGGUGGAGACGUUUGUUAUAGUUUGUUGUAGUCAAAGUGCAGCCCGUCUUUUUUGCACAGUCAUUUUGUUCUGUUGCUUGAACCAUUUGUUUUUGUCUUUCUUUUUCACUGAGCUCACUCACACGUUGUGCAUUGUUUCUCAGCAUAUUGCUCCAGACAGACUAACUGCAGACAGAUUUGGACAAAUUGUACUUGAAAAUCUCCAGCUACUGUACAUCAACCUACGCUCAGUACUGAGAUGAAUUCACCCAAAUGAUAGUAAGAUUUUGUACUGUAUGCCUUUAUUUAUUUAUUAUUAUUUAGCACUCUUCUGACAAGGUCCUGUAAAAAAAAGAAAAAAGAACUCCACUGCAGUGCUACUUGAAUGUCAUAGUUGUUUCUGUUGGUGCAAUGGCUAUCCUUUGUGGUGCUAGGACAGGACUACUAUUGUUGUCUUGUUACAUCACAUGUGAAGCAUCAGCUGAAGCAAGCCUUCGUUAAUCAGAUCCAUUUUAUAAUCCUUAUUUCUGUUUUUUUUGGUGGCUGGUUGGUUAGUUUAGGGCACUGUUUGUCAUUUUAUUUGGACCUGAUCUUCGUACUGUACUGCUGUCUGCAGUAAUUCAUGAGAGCAAAAAAAAAAAAGAUACACAUUUGGGUCAGGGUUUACCAAUUUGUGUAGGGUUUCUCGUACAGAAGGACACAAAUAAUACCCAGUAACAUACAUUAUAUUACUAUAUAUAGAAUGAUAUAAGAAAAUCAUAGUAGUCUCAUCAAUGCAGCUAUCAGGAAAUUGUUAGCUUUGGUCACAAGUUUCUCGUACGACUCAUGCUUGAAAGUAGUGAUGUGUGUGUAACAUGUUCUGCAGGAGCGUGAGGUGAAGAAAAAUACAAAUGAUAGCCCUCACAUUAGCAGUGCUGUUGCUCCUCUUGCUGUGAGGGCAUGUAUGGAUGGUGCUAUGCAUUCAAUUACCCAACAGAAACAUGCAUUCUUAACAGCAAUAGAAUAACACAUCGCCUGUUUCUUAGAUGCUUUUUGUAAUAAAAAUAAAUACUAAAAUCUAUUUUGAAUGUCAGAGAAGCUGCGGUCACUUGACAGAUAACUCACAACAGGGCUGUUUAUGUACCAACCUCUUACCCUCUGUUCUGUGAUUUUGUAAGGUCACUGGGGUGAAACAUAGAGGCUGACAUUUUCUCGAGAGAAACCUGUGAAAUAUCCAAAUAUAGGCUUUGUAAUAGCGGCAGUCCCCAUUAACCACCCAGGUUGGACUGGAGUUGUUUUGCAGUCAGGAAGAAAGGCUGCUGAAGGGUUCAGUCGAACCUAUAACACAGUCCCAAAGGGACGAGCCCAUAAUGCACUUAGAGAGGAUCUAUCGUCAGUUCACCGGACUGAUCAGCUACGUGAGAGAAAGUCAGAGAAGGUGCCUAAAAAUGUUUUACAUAUUCCUUUGUUUAGCUUACUGUUAGAUGUUACGCUUCUGCAAACAAACACGAGCGAGAAGAUCUUUAAAAAGAAAAAACAAAAAAAUUUACGACAUUAACCGAAUUAAACUAUAAGAAAAAAACAUGAAAUGUCAUGAGAACAAAAUGCAAUUUAGCUACAAUAAGAUAGAGAAAAGUAACCACUAUAUACUGCAAUUACUUAUGAGAAACAGUUUUAGUGUGUGGUUUUUUUUUCUUCGUUUUUCUUUGUUUUUUUGGUGGCACUGUAACAUGACUGAUAUAGGAAGAACAUGCCAUAUACUGGAAUAUCAAAGACAAUAUGUUCCUCUGGCAAGCCAUGAUAAUGAAACUACUGUAUUAUGAUCAAUUGCUAUACACUAAAUGAUAUGGACAAGAAGUGUACUAUUAUUAAAAAAAAAAAAACAACAUAUGGUUGAUUCAUUCAAACACCAUGUUCACAUUUUUUCCAGUCUCCACUGCUGAACCUACUGCUACGAUGUAUCUCUACAGAAAACCUACUAAUCGCAAAAAACUGCAUGGUCGAUGGAAGACUGCAUGAGUUUUGCCUUUCAAACUGUGGAUCAACUAUAAUACAGUUGCAUCAUUUAAAAAAAAAAAAAAAGAAACCCUUGCUUUCAUCUGCACCAAGGCUUCCUGUUUAAGGCCCUGUUCAGAAGUUGUCGUGAAACGUGUCCUCUGCUGGAUUUCUUUCAAAAAAAAAUAAAAAAUAAAAAUAAUAAUAAUAAAGCACCUUAGCGCUGACCUCAUCACUAAAGAUGGCGUCCGGGUUAUCCGAGCCGUUUCUCAGCGUUCUCGGUGUGUGAUUUUCAGGUUGUGCUUGUGAGGCUCCGAAUGUGAGCAAGGACAUUAAGGGCUAGUUUCUCAAACUUUAUCUCUAUUCUAGGACUGAAACGCUCUUUCAAAGUGACAUUUUGCCCAUUCUUAUCUCAGUCUAGACUGUAGUGAUACUGUGUUGUGUGAAACAUGCCCGUCAUGUCUAAGCAGGGCCUGUGCCACACACCCUCUCCUCUGUACUACAUUGGUGUUCUUGUUUGCUAAAGAUCUUGAUGUCGGACUGCUUUCUGCCUGCUGAGGAGGCACUGAACAGGAUCAAAUGUUGGGAUGUUGUGUAUCUUACUUACGCCAAAGGUGAUUGUGGAUGAGAAGAUCUUGUUUUGUGUUAGGAGUGUGAUGGCUACGGUCUUUUACUGUCAAGAAUGCACAUUUAAUCGCUAGUAGGGAAGUUUUGGAGCAAAAGCGCAUAAAAAGGACUGUUGAACUCUUCUGCUCUUCUUUUCAUCCACAAGCAAACCAAACUCUGAUUGUGUUAUCUAAUCCAGCCGUCAUUGUCACGUUGUGUUUUACCAAGGAUUAUGCUACAAUGUGUUCAGUUUGUCAGAUGAUGACAAAGGCAUGGUCUGUGAUCUAUGCAAGGGUUAUUUGUUUUUUUGUUUUUCUUAUAUCACUUAUGAUUUCACCUUACAUUAACUUCAAUAAAUUUUUAAGGAUC
Larimichthys crocea (large yellow croaker) is the source of this 7785-nucleotide messenger RNA. It is a transcript of the gene kcna1a, whose product is annotated as potassium voltage-gated channel, shaker-related subfamily, member 1a. The record is from RefSeq and is a predicted model, not a curated record. Gene Ontology annotation, molecular function: delayed rectifier potassium channel activity; protein binding. Gene Ontology annotation, cellular component: voltage-gated potassium channel complex; neuronal cell body; dendrite. NCBI's taxonomy places the organism in Eukaryota, Metazoa, Chordata, Actinopteri, Sciaenidae. The transcript is spliced from 2 exons. Gene Ontology annotation, biological process: action potential; protein homooligomerization; potassium ion transmembrane transport. Bases 1217 to 2692 code for a protein of 491 amino acids.